Messenger RNA from Aspergillus viridinutans, 981 nucleotides. RefSeq lists its product as uncharacterized. The transcript is spliced from 3 exons. NCBI's taxonomy places the organism in Eukaryota, Fungi, Ascomycota, Eurotiomycetes, Eurotiales, Aspergillaceae. Bases 1 to 981 code for a protein of 326 amino acids. The record is from RefSeq and is a predicted model, not a curated record.
AUGACUGACGGAAAUGUGUUCGUGUGGAUGAUGAGAACAGCCAAGAACACGGCUAAGACCACGAUAGUAUACGUGUUGGUUCUUCCCAUGUUCGUCGGCGCUGCAUGGACGGCCUGGGGUGUUAUGAAAAUCCUCAAACUCAUUAAACGAUACAACCCAAAGAGUAUCCUAGAUAGGAGACGCAGGCGCGCAAACUGGGAGCUGGAACCAUUCACACGUCCUCGCGCCCUCACGAAUCCCCUGAAGGGGAUCGUUACGCAGCGCAACUUCAGCCAACUACAGUCGAACUUGUUCAAACUGCCUCUCGACAUUCGUCAGCGAAUCUACCGCGAGUCCGUUGAGCACACGCGGACAAUCCACGUUUGGCGAACCAAUAGGCGGCUUUGCAGUAUCUACUGUGUCGCUGCGAAUCCAGGUCGGAUGGAUGGCAAUGUUGUCCACUGGCGUUGCUCUCCACCUCUUGAUCAGAACGGCCUAGUAGUAGCGCCUUUUCCUCGGAAAUGGCUUUCGUAUCGAUUCCAGGGACUGUUAUGCUCAUGCCGCAGGAUAUACUCAGAAGCACUUGAUACUCUCUAUGGCAGUAACGUUCUUUACUUCGACGACCCGUAUAACCUUCACAAACUAUCCGAAUCUGUUCCCCCACAAAGGUUAGCCUCUAUUCGGCUUGUGCAUAUAGAGGUGCUCGCUUUCCACAAUGGUCAGGGCCUUUCCCAGGUUCUGGCGAACUGGAAAAAGGCCUGCAUUGUUUUGGUGUGGAUGACGGGUCUGCAAAGGCUGCAUGUGGCAUUGGGCGCCGAUCAUCCGGAGACCGAUACUCCCAGUCCCCGUGUGGGGCCUUUUCUAGAGAUAUUAAGAAAGGUCAAGGCCCCUGAGUUUCUGGUGGAGAUUCCGUCUAAUGCAACUCUGGAUGAGAGUGGCCGAAUGGAGAAUGGACGCAAGGAGGUCAUCACGAUGAUCCUCGGAUUCGACAGACAGGUUUAA